This is a messenger RNA of Asterias rubens (European starfish), 10299 nucleotides long. RefSeq lists its product as uncharacterized. Gene Ontology annotation, biological process: actin filament organization. The transcript is spliced from 10 exons. The record is from RefSeq and is a predicted model, not a curated record. Bases 270 to 5942 code for a protein of 1890 amino acids. Gene Ontology annotation, molecular function: actin filament binding. Lineage: Eukaryota; Metazoa; Echinodermata; Asteroidea; Forcipulatida; Asteriidae. Gene Ontology annotation, cellular component: cortical actin cytoskeleton; apical junction complex; adherens junction.
UUUGGUCAUUGGUGUAGCGGUUUUUAGAAACUCUGUGUACCUAUUUAAUACAACACGUUUAGCAAUCAUGGGAACUGUCUACUAUGCGAUUUGGAUGAUUAAGCAGUGGGAUUGAAGCAUGGACGGUGUGGGGAAAGAGAAAAAAAGGUUCACACGGAAUGAACAACUGUAUUCAAGGAUUAUUAUUAUGCUACAUGUUGUGGAUUACUGAUUCUGUAUAUUGAAGCUUGUUUCCAAGGAGUGGAUCAGACUUACAUCUACGCCAAACGAUGAAGCAGACAGAUUAUCACAAACCCCCGUUACAAGACGUUAGUCCACGAGACAUUAAAUCCACGCACAUCUACGACGUCCAACCAAAGAUGUACCAGAAGUCAUCAAAUGACUACUAUGACAUUAGAAAGUCUCCGGAUUAUGACAUUCCACCUCCGAGUGGUGCAAAGACAAUAGGUGGAGUAACACGAAGAAUGAAGAAAGGAGAAGCAUCGACUCAAUCCAGACCCAAAUCUUGGCAUAAUCCAGACCCAAGUCAGACCAGGGAAAACCCAAUGGUUAGAACAUCCUCCAUUCCAGUAGCUCAGCAGCCGCCAAGCAGGACAACAGGGUACAUAUCCCCUCGACAACAUCCACAGCGGACUGCCCAAUCGUCUCCGCCAAUGGAAACAAUGGAAAACCUUACCAUUAUGAAAACAUUCCAUGCCAGGACAAUGAGGCAAAACAACACUCAGUCCAUGAUGAACUUGCAAGGAUGUCAGGAUGAGAACGAUAUAGAUCCAGGCCUUGUCAAGCGGCGGGUGUCUGAAUACAUCUCUUCCAGUACUAGAGAACUGAGCACAGCGGGAAAGGAUAAAGAUCUGUACUUUGUCAACGAAAAGAAGGGAAUGCUUUUCGUCAACAAUCCCAAUUUCGGGAAUGUGGAGUUGCAACCGGCGGAGACUUACCCUAAAGUCGCCACAGCAACGCAGUUGCAGAGUGCGCAGCAGCAAGCGUUCAUCGGCAGAGUGCCCGAUGCGCAACCACGACCCGAGUCUCAGCAACAGACGUAUAGCACCUCCCAAGUAGUAAGCUACUCAACAGUACAGAUGCCACAGAGGCAGUAUGCAAGCUCAGCCGAUAUACACAUCGGCAGCAAGUACUGGGAUGAGAAUACACAGUCCUUUAAACAAAGACGCAUGUCACCAACAUCGGGGAAUAUGUACCAUGCUGUACCGAGAGUGACGCCAUCCCCAACCCCAAGAGAGCCUCCCAGGCCACCUCGGCGUGGUGACUCGCGGAAUAAAGCUCACCAGAUCGGUGAACACAUGAAGUCCUCGUCGUGGCCAGUACAAACCAAUACACAGGAAUCCAGACGCAAUGACAAUAACUGCACUCCCAACUCGGUCAUUUCACCGACGGAUAUACCACCUGUCAAGCUUCCUUCUAAGCAAGACCAGGGUCGCUCGAUGCACAGUAAAGGUAACUCAGUAAGCGGUGACUCAGAACCCUACUCAUACGAGAGUAAGCCGGUUCUGAGUUCCACUGCUGCUCCUUUGUACUCGUCACAGCAACCUGGAAACAGAGAUGAUUCUGUAACCUUUCCAGGAAUGAGCAACAAAAUUCCCAGCCAGCGUCAGUCAUUGUUCACUGCCGAAUUAUGCUACGUUGACGAUGGUACAGAUGGGACCGACACAGACACCAGCUCUUGGUUCCCAAGUUCAAAUCCUCAGGAUAUCCAGAGGAGUUCACAAACGAGCUAUGAUUAUCCACAAGGAGGAUCGCCGCCAACUAAAGACACUAUAGACAGAAUUACAGAAGAGUCGGAUCCUCUGGUGAAAGCAUUUGAGUCGUACUUAGGGACUGUAUCUGAUCACCAGGAGCUCUUGGUUGGUGUGAAUCCAGACGAGUCAUCCACAGGGUCAGACUCUCCAACGCAUCAAUCACACGUCACCGUGAACCACAGCGGGUACAACAACCCACAGUCCCAAACUUUACCUAAUUACGUCUCCUCGAAUGAGAAAGGAAUGAGAACGUCAAUCUCCUCUCUGGAUUCCCACUCCAGCAGUCAGCGGGUGAAAUCGCCAACAAGUCGGUUAUCGUCGGACGAAGAGGAACAUAACAGGAUCAAUAGCGAAAUUGGGAGUACCAUUGACCGCCCCUGGAGAAAUCCGAUUGAUUUCUCCACCAAGAAACCUCUUGACACUCAAGACGAACUAUGGCAAAAGAUUGUCUUGACUGUAGACCCUACUUGGAUAGACAAAUAUCACGAUCCACAGGACACGAAUGUCCCUAAAAAGAGUCCCAUAAAUGAAAAACUUAUUCGUGAAAACACUCCCGGAAUACGGUCACCUAUAAGUCCGCUCAUGAUGGAAGCAGUCGAACCAGCCCCAGCACAAGCCUUAGUUGACGGCCAACCGAAAGAAAUUACAUUCUUGAAAACCGAGGGUAGGGACAGCGGCUACGAAAUGGAGUCCGAUAAUCCCUUUCGCAGCCAACAGGAAUCUCCCAACAAUGUACAAAGUGUGUCUGAGACUUUUUCAUCAGACGACUGGAGUAAGUUGGACAACAUGGAACAUUCUGGCACAUCGAUUCUCUCUCAGCUCCAAAGAGACAGGUCUGUGAACGGUGAUCCGGUCAGCAAUUCAACCAGAAAGCAUGAAACAAAAGUUGAGAUUAAGAUAGACAGGUCUCAAACGAGUGACAGUAAAGGACAGUACUUCAGAGGGAACUUAUCGUUGACCCAAUCACAGCUUUCUAGGUCGCAACCGUUGUUGGGACCAGGUAAACAGAGCUCCAAGGAAGCCCGGGACGCCUUCUUUCAAAACAAGUCUCAAUCCAAAUCAUCAAGUGGUCAUUAUCACAGCUCCUCUCUGGAUUUAGAUUCCAGAAUGACAGGACCUCAAGUCACCCCUCAUUCAAGUUUCCGCCCUUGGAAGUCUGAAUCGGCUGAGGAGCCAACCUCGGAGGGUUCUUCUUCCCAUGGCAGAAGUCAUUCUUACAGUGGUGUUUUCUACCCGAGCCACGUGGGUCCGUCAGAACCCCGGUUUAGUCGUAUUGAUGAGGAGCUUGGUGGCGAAUCAUCAGAAUCAGGAUCGAGUAUCCGAUCACGUACUGAACCAGAUCGUAGACUGAGCAGCGUUAGUGGGGCAAGAAACAGUGUCAAAGAUAAUAGACGUAGCACUUCAGAUCCUAAGAGUUUGGACUUGCCACCCCGCAAAUCCUCGUCAGACUUGAGGUACUUUUCUGAGAACAUGGACUUCCCCAGCCAACAUCAAAAAUCCAAAUCAGAUUCGGAGCGGCAUCGUAAAGGGUCUGCAGGCGAACAGCGGCAUAAAUAUUCUGACCCCAGUGGUGCUAUACGGAAAUCUCACAGAGGAUCAGAUCUGGAGGACAAAAAAAUUAUAAAAGAUGCCCUGUUUGAUUUUGUUCAGUCUCGGAAAGGGCCUUCUCGAUCUGAUGGGAGUAGUUUUGGUUCUCAGCAGGGGGGUUUAUCUGGCUAUUCCUCCAUGAGUGAAUCUGUGUACUCAUCAACUGCCUCGAUAUACAAGAAACGGGACCCCAGCUUCAACAAUCAUUCAAGGGAUUCUUCCAUGUCCAGCCAAGCUUCUCAUCAUACCCACGUGGAUUCAGGAAUUGUGUCUCCUGUGGAAGCCUCAAUGUGGGGGCCUCAAUCCCCGAAGACCUCUCCGCCAGGUGGAGACCCCAAACAGCGUAUCCAGCACAGACAAUCGGUACCUGAUAACCCUUAUCAGAAUGAAAGAACCUCACCCGUCGAUAGAGCACGAGAUAAGUCCUGGCAGAGGAGUCACGAGUCCAUGGAUGACUACAGACCAGCUAAGAAGCCAGUCAAAAUUGGUCGGUCAUCAUCUAUGAGUCAAGCCAGCAGGAAGAAUCCUGAUGUUCGGGAUCGCUUUAAAGAGGACUCCAAGAAGGGAAUCUCACGUACUGAGACAUUCACUGCUACCCACGCCAGACAGUUCUCUCAUUCCACUUCUGCCACUUUACCUGCAAUGAGGCAACACAGGAAUUCCAAAGACAUUGGGCAGCAAUACACAACCAAAAUAGCACCCUCUGUUGACAGGACUCAGGCCAAGUUCGACGCGGACGAGCCGCCCGAGUUGCCCCCUAAGCAGGUGACUUACAAAUCUCCAGUUUCAUCUUACAAGGUGAAAGAGGCUCAACUCAAGCCAAUUGCCAAGGUGCAGUAUAAAGAUGACAGGUGCUACAUCAAUGAAGACAAACAGAAGACAGAGAGGAGAGUAUCUGCACCUCCUCAAGCUGUCUUUUCUUUCCCGAUGGCGUCUCAUCAAAGUCAGAAGAGAUAUACAUCACCGAAGACAUCUCCAACCCAUACCACAAGCAGAAAGGACUCUCCCCCAUCUCACCAAGCCAACACCGCCCCGUGGCUGGUAGCGGAAACCUCCCCGGACAACUUUGACUUGCCUCCCCCUCCAACUCCUCCCGCAAACUUGGUUAUCGCCGAGCUGGGUGGAGAUCUACCGCCACCCCCUCCAGAGGUGCUUCACAGCUAUACAUCUUUCCAGAAGGAGGAGAGAGAAGUGGUGGAAGAGCCUGUUACACAACGGAAUGUUGUAUCCACUCAUGCUGCAAUAAGCUUCCCUCCUCGGGGCAAACAAGACAAUCUCCUCGCCUCACCCUCAAGAUCCCCUCCCACAUCAAACACCCGCUCCCAACUCCAACCAGAAGAACGAUUCCCAGUGUCUAUUGACCUCGACAUUGACCCCAAGGGCAGAGCCAGGUCACAGACACCACCGUCGUUGUCAAAGAGCGAGGAACCAGAGCUACAAACUCAGGAAGUUGUUCCUGGGUCAUCUUAUGACGUCCUAGAUAGUGUCGAUAUCAGCAACGAAGUGCCUUCCUUCCAAUCCCGGAUCACAGCCAGUCCAACUACCAACAGACGGGCCAACCAGGAUUUAGACUUUGACGAUGAGGAAGGUCCCAUCGAGGUUGUGGAAAUUAUCCAGACCCCGACCGUGUCUCCGCGGAGAACUAAAAAGAGCCUUCCAGGAGGAGAAGACGACGUCGAGGAGCAGCAGGAGGCAGAGUCUCCAGAGGAAUUAGUGGACUGGGUUCUUCACUCCCUGAAUCCCCAGGACUCGUCGCUGAGAGAGUUGUUCAAGUUCCCGGAGGAGCCUGUUGUUGUCGAGAACGGCUCUCGGACAUCAUCCAAGAAGAUGCCUCAUGAAAAUAUUAAGAAAGCUGAGCCGCAGUCUCCGAAGAGGUCAGAGUGUGAUGUGAAGUCAUUGACCCAUGCCUUGUCUAGUUCCCUGUAUCUUCAAAUAUCCCCUGCCAAGGCGUUGCUGCUUACCAGAGCUAAAGGCAUGACAGGCAGCGACAUGGUGCAUGGUGAUAGUGCAGAACUAAGAAAAACUAAGGAGGAACUGAUUGGCAGAAUCGACAGGAAAGUGUCGGAGCUAAGCAAAGAGAAGUUUGAGCUACAGGAAGAAAUCAACACCCUUGAGGACUUAGGCAGACAAGUAACGGAUAACGUGAAGAAAUCGUGCAAAGCUAGCUCACUUGAUAAAUACCUGAUGUACGUUGGAGACGCCGAUAGAGUCACUAAGCUACUCCUGUCACUCUCAAGACGUCUCACUAAGGUCAACAGUGUCUUGGUUAGUCUAGAAGGAAACGACGACGAAGAACAAAAGGCGGACCUUGAGAAGAUGCACAAGGACCUGACCAACAAGUACGAGGACGCAAAGGGGUUAAAGGUCAGCAUAGAUGAGCGCCACGUCCAGAUCAGCAGCAUGCUCCAAGAUCAUCUCAGCACUGAGGAGUAUGAAGACUUCUGCCAUUUUGUCCCCAUGAGGUCACGGCUGAGAAUCAUGGCGCAGGAGCUGGAUGAUCGCAUCACACUUGGAGAGGAGCAGCUUCAGGCAUUGAAGGACAGCAUGAAGGAUGAGAGGUCAGAGGAUGAAAGGUCACUGCUCAGCCUGGACUCGAGCUGAUUGGAUCUAGUGUUGACGAUGUGACUUGUUCUCAUACCGGAGGUUAUACGUUCAUGACGGACAAUUACGUUAACUCUAAAUUGAGAAACAAGACCAGGCAGGACAACACAAUGUAUAUAUACCCCAAGUUGAGGAGAACUUCUAUUAGCGUACUGAAGAUGGCCCUCCGGCUCAAUCUGAAAUGUGAAUCGGAGAUUGAAGUAUGAGACCUUACACUCUUACCCUGACAAAGAGGGAAACUUUGCCCCUCAAGGUACCAGACGCGUUGGACGCGAUGAGAUUUUUUUUACUCAUUAUGGUGAAACUGAGCUGGCUUGGUUUCGACAACGGACAAGACGGAAAAAAUAAAACAGCCACUAUGAAUAUCAUUCCAAAGUGCAGUGUUGGGACUUUUGAAACACUACACUGACCAACGAUGCUGCCGUUAUAAUGAGUAGAUUAUAGCGCCCUCUAUAGACAUAGCCUCAUCGCCUGUGUGGAAUACUGCUGCGGGCGGAGACUAAGGAUGUAGUUGUCGUGGCGAUGUUUGUUUCGCAUGCCAACGAGAUGUUGUCGAUGAAACGACAACGAAAGAAUCUGCUGAGACCGCAGUUGGAAGGUUUUUUUAAUGUUGUAAAGUGCUUGUAAACCUUGUAGACUGUGUAGAUCUUUGAGAAUUCAAGUUGGAGAGAUUGGCUUUAUGCUGAAGUAUCGUGACGGCUUUUGUUUUAUUUUUUCCAAACCUUUUGAUUUUCAAGUUCAUUGUCGAUGUCGAUGUAGCAGUGAAACUCGCUAGGUACUUGUAAGUCUUUUCAUGUCCGUGUUUCUUGUUGUUGUUUUUUGUUUUGUUUGUUUGCACAUUGUAAACAAGCAGAGUUUGUACAUUUGUGAGCCGUGUUUAAAAAAAGUGCCAAGCACUGCUAACAUAAUGCAAGAAAGUACAGUUAAAGUUCAAUAGUACACGUUAACAUUUAAUUUAACCAUAUUGCUUAAUAAUUGCUAUCGUAUUAUAAGAAUAAUUAUUGUGUUUUUUUCUUGUUAUUGUCGUUUUCAAGAAUCAUAUUUAUGCCAUUGUAAAGAAGAGUGAAGGAACUGUUUUGUACGAAACACUCUGAUAAGUUAGCAAGGUAUAAUUGUAUAGUGUAUAACAUUCUUGCUGAUAUGUUUUUGUGUGUGUAUAUAUAUCCUAUGUACUGGUGUGAUAUUUCCUUGUGGCAUAGUUUCUUCCGUUCGCUGUCACUGUACGAGACAGUUUUUGAUGGCAUUAUUGUAAACAGGGUGUAGCUGUGUGCAUUCUAGUAUGAGAUCAUUCCGUACAUCACUGGCUCUGUGUCUCUUGUUUGCCCCCCCCCCCCAACCCUCAACCCAAAUUUCCUACCCCUCCCCACCCCUCCCCUGCCCAACCAUUACAUUAGCCUCAAUAUAGAUUUAGGACCAUUUCUUUGAUUACAAAUUGUUCUAAAACUUGCAGUUUUUUCCUUUCAACAAAAAAAAACCCUGUGAAGUACAAACUUGUUGUCAGCUCUAAUAACCAUUUGUAUUAAUGGGGAAAUUGCACACACAACUUAAGUAUAAAUUCAUGCAAUGUUUUUAGUCAUGAAUAUUCAUAAAAUGGCUCGCCAAUGAAUGAUGGGUCUUCUGAAUGCAAACCAUUACAUUUCUUCGUUUCUUCAUGUUUAAUCAUGUUACUCAUGUUUAUUUGUGGCUACUCUUGUUUAUUUAUGAAGCUAUUACAUUUGUGUGUCUGGCUUCCAGAAAGGCUGAAAAAAAAAUGUCUGCCAAUUUUUAUACAAAAUCAUGGAAUUGUCCAAUCUUGUGUGAGAAAAUUUAGAAUGAGUUAUUGCACUUAGAUCAGUAUUCUUUUUCAUAAUGGAAGCUUGAUGUAGUCCAAAUAUUUAACAAGUAAUUUAUUCUCAGUACCACUUAAAGGUAUUACCAAAGAUUAAGCCAAUAUCUUUUUAAUAUGAACCCUUGAUUAAUAACGCUAACUAUUUUUGGAUAAAAAAGGUAAAAUUUUGAAAAUUGGUAAAUAUUUGAUCAAAAUUUUCAUGUGUGAUUGUAAAUAAGAUUUUUUUAAAACAAUUUUGUCAGUGAUUUUAAAAAGAGGCAUGUGGGGUGCUUUGAAAAGUGAAAUAGUUCAUACUGAUUUAAUUUAGCUUUUUUAAACAAAAGAGUGAGCGAAAAAAAGAAGACUUGUUUUCCAGAAUUUGGUAACCAUGCAGCCUUUUCGAAACCUCGGCUUGUACUUGGCUUCAGGCUUCGUCUUAAGCUCGAACCACUGUGCAAAGUGUACGCUGCUCCCACAUUUACGAGGUUUGGAAAAUGCCCAUGGAAUCACUUUGGGUGCUCUUGCCAUUAAGCCAGCUAUAGUUAAAUCAGUGGGAGUCUGUCAACCAACGUCUCUCACUUAGUUUUGAGUUAACGGUUUACUGUAUUUAAAUAUUAAGUUUCUUUUAAUGUGGCCGUUUACUUUAUCAAGCAGUACUCAAAAUAACUGAAAACAGCGGGUGUGGCGCUGAAGUGUGUCAUGCUGUGUCCAAGCAUGCGACUUCGGCUACAGCUACGGCUAGAUCAGUGCAUCUACCAGUCUUGAAAAAUAGGCAGACGCACGCGAUCUAGCCGUAGCUGUAGCCGAAGUCGCCGUUUCUUACACGGCCUUAGUCAAAGUUUCAAUGUUUUUUGGCCUGUUUUUUUUUGAGGGGGGAGGGACAACUAAACUGAGAUAAGAUCAGAAAAUAUCUGAACUUGAAUAAUUCAGAAGCUGCCGGAUGACAAGUUGAAGUUUAGAGCCUUAUCGUAUCUGGUCAGUGUGUAAUAGUGCGGCGAAAAAGAAAACCAAAAUGCUGAUCUACACAAAAAACUUUUUUGUUUUAAUUUUUUUUGUUUAUUUGAUAGAUCUAUGGUGAACCUUCUCUUCUUUUUAACAAUCCAUAGCGACAUGGGGAUUCCAGGUUGCCUUGGUGAAAUAAUUUAUUAAGUGCCAAAUUUCAUUUCAAAGCCUCACAUUUUAUUGGAAAUAUUUCCUCUCGUCAGACGUAGUGUCCACCAGAGUGAAACCAUUUCGAGAAAAUUUUUUGGUUUUGGAAAAUCUAUAAAAUUAGAGUGAAUUCUCUUGCUAGGUUAAACAUGACAACAGUUAAUGGCUUCAGUAGAUAACAAUACAAGUAUAUCAGAUUCGGUGAUUGGUGUAAACUACAAUAUUUUUUAGAAAUACUAAAAAAUCAAGUCACCAUGAACAAUACUGCUCUUUAAUAUGGUGCAAUAGCUUUUUAUCCCUAUUUUUUACUCUUUUUUAAAUUUCAUGUUAAAGCUGUUGAGGAUUUUCAGUGGGAAAUUUUCUUUAGACUCUGUCAAUAAGCAAAAGGCUUGAAGAUUUAGGGAGUCAGCCUUGUUUAAAAACUACCAUCAUCUGUUGAUGUUUUGUUUUUGUUUUUUUCCGGUGUCUCCAAUUUGUGUGUAGUUCAAGAUUCUUAAAGUUGUGUUAAAAAAAGACUUCUUUUUAGGUAACUUUAUUGUAUGCACUCAUUUGUAGUGAGCAAGUGUCAAUCGGAGACUUUUUGAACACUAGGUGGCAGCAGACUUACCAGGAAAAUCCAUUGUUUUAAAGUAAUGUGCGCAUGCUCAGAACUAUGUAAACAAUGAAAAGUUACCUGGUAAGUCUGCUGCCACCUUGCAUUCCAAAGUCUCCUAUUGAGAGGUUAACUCACAUUAUUAUCAUAAAGCCUAUUUAUAAGAAUUUGUUUGUACAUUAAAAAUAAUGAAAACUAGAAAAUACAAACUAUGCUUAACUAGUUUUUUUCUCUUCUUUUUGUGCUUAUGGUAAGAUUUUCAGCCGCUUUGGGAACUACUUUUUUAUUCCAAAGUCUGCAUAAUAUCUUCCCCGAACUGUAUAUUUUGUGAAUAGGAAGAGAGAAAAAAAAACACUUAUGAAGUGAAAAUAAUAAACGGUUUAAAUUUUUUAAAUAGUCAGUUUUUCAAAGUGUAAUUCACAGAGUUAAACCAGCUUGGAAUUGGGCGUUUCGGGGCUUUUUGCAGUUGGUCGUACAACACUUAGCUUGUUGUAUUGUACAUAGUCCCUUUUCAAAUUUUCAGCUUUGGAUUUGGCUUCCGGCUCCGUUCUCUUGUCUGAAGCUUUGAGCACGUAUGUAAAGCACGCGCAGUUGUCAAAACAACUACGGGGCUAAGCUAGCCUAAGCCGAAUCUGGAGCUGAAGCCAUGGUUUCGAAAAGGGCCAUCAUCCCAUUGUGUUGAGUAACAAAAUGACCCUCAGGGGAUCGGUAUUUUGUUGGUUUCAGACGCUGUUCGGAUUUGGCGGGACGUACCUAUAUAGACGUGUUUGGAGUUAACAAUAAAAUGGAUACAGAGCUUAAAAAGUUUA